This is a messenger RNA of Rhinopithecus roxellana (golden snub-nosed monkey), 3998 nucleotides long. RefSeq names its product nephrin-like. Gene Ontology annotation, cellular component: cell-cell junction. The record is from RefSeq and is a predicted model, not a curated record. NCBI's taxonomy places the organism in Eukaryota, Metazoa, Chordata, Mammalia, Primates, Cercopithecidae. Gene Ontology annotation, biological process: cell-cell adhesion. Gene Ontology annotation, molecular function: cell adhesion molecule binding.
AGACACAGAGAGAGGGACCCAGAGAGAGCCAGACAGACGCAGGUGGCUGGCUGCGGGCACUGUGGGGGUAACAGUAGGGGAACCUGUGAUGGCCCUGAGGACGAUGCUCAAGGCUCCUCUCCUGCUCCUGGGGCUGCUGACUGAAGGCCUGGUGCGGUUGGCGAUUCCUGCCUCCAUCCCCUGGGGCUUCUGGGCCCUGCCUGAAAACCUUACAGUGGUGGAGGGGGCCUCGGUGGAGCUGUGGUGUGGGGUCAGCACCCCUGGCAGUGCAGUGCAAUGGGCCAAAGAUGGGCUGCUCCUGGGCCCCGACCCCAGGAUCCCAGGCUUCCCGAGGUACCGCCUGGAAGAGGACCCUGCUAGACUAGGUGAAUUUCACCUGCACAUCGAGGCCUGUGACCUCAGCGAUGACGCGGAAUAUGAGUGCCAGCUCGGCCACUCCGAGAUGGGACCCGAGCUCGUGUCUCCCAGAGUGAUCCUCUCCAUCCUGGUUCCUCCCAAGCUGCUCCACCUGACCCUGGAGGCAGACACCAUGGUCACCUGGGUAGCUGGGCAAGAGUACGUGGUCAGCUGUUUGUCUGGCGACGCGAAGCCAGCACCUGACAUCACCAUUCUCCUGAGUGGACAGACAUUAUCCAACAUCUCUGCAAACGUGAACGAGGGCUCCCAGCAGAAGCUCUUCACUGUGGAGGCCACAGCCAGGGUGACACACCGGAGCUCGGAUAAUGAGCAGUUGCUAGUCUGUGAGGCGUCUAGCCCAGCACUGGAGGCCCCCAUCAAGGCCUCAUUCACCGUGAAUGUUCUGUUCCCUCCAGGACCCCCUGUCUUCGAGUGGUCAGGCUUGGAUGAGGGGCACGUGCGGGCAGGACAGAGCUUGGAGCUGCCAUGUGUGGCCCAAAGGGGGAAUCCCUUAGCCACACUGCAGUGGCUGAAGAAUGGACAGCCGGUGUCCACAGCGUGGGGCACAGAGCACACCCAGGCCGUGGCCCGCAGUGUGCUGGUGAUGACCAUGAGGCCAGAAGACCAUGGAGCACAGCUCAGCUGCGAGGCCCAUAACAGCUUGUCUGCAGGGACCCAGGAGCGCAGCAUCAUGCUGCAGGUCACCUUUCCCCCUAGUGCCAUUACAAUCCUGGGAUCUGCAUCCCAGGUUGAGAACAAGAAAGUGACACUCUCCUGUGUCAGCAAGUCCAGUUGCCCAUGGGUCCUGCUACGAUGGUGGCUGGGCUGGUGGCAGCUGCUGCCCAUGGAGGAGACGAUCAUGGAUGGACUGUAUGGUGGUUAUAUCUCCAUGUCCAACCUGACAUUCCUGGCGCGGCAGGAGGACAACGGUCUGACCCUCACAUAUGAGGCCUUCAGUGAAGCCUUCACAAAGGAGACGUUCAAGAAGUCGCUCACCCUGAACAUAAAAUAUCACGCCCAGAAACAGUGGAUUGAGGGUGCCCCAGAGGGGCAGAAGCUCUGGGCUGGGACCCGGGUGAGGCUGGUGUGUUUGGCCAUCGGGGGUAACCCAGAGCCCUCCCUCACAUGGUACAAGGUUGUCGGCAACGUGGAGAAAUCUGGGAGCACCUUCUCCCGAGAGCUGGUGCUGGUCACAGGGCCGUCGGACAACCAGGCCAAGUUCACGUGCAAGGCUGGCCAGCUCAGCGCGUCCACGCAGCUGUCUGUGCAGUUUCCCCCAACUAACGUGAUGAUCCUGGUCAACGCAUCCGCACUGCGCCUGGGGGAUGCCUUAAACUUGACGUGCAUCAGCGUUAGCAGCAACUCGCAGGUCAGCUUGUCCCGGGACAAGGAAGGCGAGAGGAUGGAGGGCUUGGCCGCCCCGCCCAGGAGAGCCCCGUUCAAAGGCUCCGCGGCCAGAAGCGUCCUUCUGCAAGUGUCAUCCCGCGAUCAUGGCCAACGUGUGACCUGCCGCGCCCACAGCACGGAGCUCCGCGAAACCGUGAGCUCCUUCUAUUGCCUCAACGUGCUGUACCGUCCAGAGUUCCUGGGGCAGCAGGUGCUGGUGGUGACCGCGGUGGAGCAGGGUGAGGCGUUGCUGCCCGUGUCCGUGUCCGCUCACCCUGCCCCCGAGGCCUUCAACUGGACCUUCCGCGGCUAUCGCCUCAGUCCAGUGGGCGGCCCCCGGCAUCGCAUCCUGUCUAGCGGGGCUCUCCAUCUGUGGAAUGUGACCUGCGCGGAUGACGGCCUCUAUCAGCUGCACUGCCAGAACUCCGAGAGCACCGCAGAAGCGCUGCUGCGGUUGGACGUGCACUAUGCUCCCACCAUCCGUGCCCUCCAGGACCCCACUGAGGUGAACGUUGGGGGUUCUGUGGAUAUAGUCUGCACUGUUGAUGCCAAUCCCAUCCUCCCAGGCAUGUUCAGCUGGGAGAGACUGGGAGAAGAUGAGGAGGACCAGAGCCUGGAUGACAUGGAGAAGAUAUCCAAGGGACCUACGGGGCGCCUGUGGAUUCACCAGGCCAAACUGGCCCAGACUGGUGCUUACCAGUGCAUCUUGGACAACGGGGUGGCACCUCCAGCACGAGGGCUGGUCCGUCUUGUUGUCAGAUUUGCCCCCCAGGUGGAGCACCCCACUCCUAAGGUGGCUGCAGCUGGGGACAGCACCAGUUUUGCUACCCUCCACUGCCGUGCCCGAGGUGUCCCCAACAUCGUUUUCACUUGGACCAAAAAUGGGGUCCCUCUGGACCUCCAAGAUCCCAGAUACACGGAGCACACAUACCAGCAGGGCGGUGUCCACAGCAGCCUCUUGACCAUUGCCAACAUGUCUGCAGCCCAGGAUUAUGCCCUCUUCACAUGCACAACCACCAACUCCCUAGGCUCGGACUAAACCAACGUUCAACUCAUCAGCAUCAGCUGCCCUGACCCUCCAUCAGGAUUAAAGGUUGUGAGUCUGACCCCACACUCUGUGGAGCUGGAGUGGAAGCCUGGCUUUGAUGGGGGCCUGCCACAGAGGUUCUGCAUCAGGUACGAGGCCCUGGGGACUCCAGGGUUCCACUAUGUGGAUGUCCUACCACCCCAGGCCACCACCUUCACACUGACUGGUCUGCAGCCUUCUACACGAUACAAGGUCUGGCUGCUGGCCAGCAAUGCCUUGGGAGACAGUGGACUGGCUGACAAGGGGACCCAGCUUUCCAUCACUACCCCAGGUCUGGACCAGCCUUCCAGAGAACCUGAAGACCAGCUGCCCACAGAGCCGCCUACAGGACCCUCAGGGCUGGCCCUGCUGCCUGUGCUCCUCGGUCUUAGGGGACUUCUGCUCCUCUCCAGUGCCUCCUGUGUCAGGGGAGUCCUCUGGCAGUGGAGACUCAGGCGUCUUGCUGAGGGUGAGGAGAGACCUUCCCUGCGGGGGUCGGAGGACCCAGUCAGGAACUAAUAUGAGGAGAGCCAGUGGACAGGAGAGCAGGACACUCGGAGCUCCACGGUGAGCACAACAGAGGCAGAGCUGUAUUACCGCUCCCUGAGGGACUUGAGCCCCCAGCUGCCCCCGACACAGGAGGAGGUGUCUUAUUCCCAAGGUUUCACAGGUGAAGAUGAGGAUAUGGCCUUCCCUGGGCACUUGUAUGAUGAGGUAGAAAGAACGUAUCCCCUGUCUGGAGCCUGACCCCUCUACGAUGAAGUGCAGAUGGGCCCCUGGGACCUCCGCUGGCCUGAAGACGCAUAUCAGGAUCCAAGAGGAAUCUAUGACUGGGUGGCAGGAGACUUGGACACUCUGGAAGCUGAUUCUCCGCCCUUCGAGCUGAGGGGACAUCUGGUGUGAGAGCCCUCUCAACCCCCUUGUCCUGCACCUGCAGGAAUUUACACUCCACUGGUCCCUUUCAUUACAGCCUGGGCCGAGCUGGUUAGGUGAGCUCCAUAAAACCCAAAGGGACUCGGCUUUGUCAGAAGAGGACAUGGAGGGGGUUGAGUGACAGAAGAUGGUUCCGCUGGUACCAGACUAGAAACAAGGUAUAUCCUGGGGUUGGCUUUAGAAACUAAACUUCUGCGAAAGGACAGGGCAGAUUGUA